Myotis lucifugus (little brown bat) is the source of this 3747-nucleotide messenger RNA. Its product is annotated as 39S ribosomal protein L42, mitochondrial-like. The record is from RefSeq and is a predicted model, not a curated record. Bases 1321 to 1698 code for a protein of 125 amino acids. The transcript has a single exon. NCBI's taxonomy places the organism in Eukaryota, Metazoa, Chordata, Mammalia, Chiroptera, Vespertilionidae. Gene Ontology annotation, cellular component: mitochondrial large ribosomal subunit.
AGUUCACUCAUACAUCCUCUUUCCUUCUUUAACUCUGCUGUCUGCUGACUCCUUUAUAAAGUUCUUUCCUUCUUUCCCAUCCUCCCCCCUCCUCCCUCACUCUUUUACUCUUUUUACAGGUUAAUUAAAAAUUCUAUGCUUUUCAUCCUGUCUUAGUACUGACUUCUUUCCUCUCUGGGAUGUGUAGCAGCCUCUGUUUGGGCACUCGGGCCCUUCUCGCAUCGGCUUUGAGGGCCUGAGCAACGACGCAGCUGUGUCUUGCUGACCGUGGCUUGUGCCUCCCCUCUCGGAGUCAGGGGAGCGUCCUGCUGGGCCAGGGCCAGGGCCAGGGCCAGCGUCCAUCGCAGGGACCGCUGCAUUACGCACGCAAGAGGCUUUUCUCCUGUUGCGUGCCAAAGGGUGGGGGAUGCGGAGGCCUUUCCCAUUCCCCAGCGUGCCUGCUCCCAUGCCUCAAGCAGCUCUCCGUCUGUUCCUGUCCCGAAUUCGUAGGCGACGGCGUGCUUGCGCAGGCAUGGUUGGGGCCCAGCUUGUCCUUGGGGGGCAUUCCGCCCAGGAUGCAAGCUCCUGUCUGGGUUGGACCAGGCCGAUGAAUGGAUGGACGGCUAGAGAAAGCCGUGGCCGCUUCCCUGUGGUGUGAGGGUCGCCUGUGGUCUCCACGGUGGCAGGGCCAGGUUUACGCGGCAGGAGGAGACUUUGAGGUUGUGCGCUUGGGAGUAUUGACCGGUGCCCCAGGCAUCGUGGGGCCACCUUGUGUGUCUGUGGCAAUGGGACCCCUGCGUUGUUUACCCGAUGGCUGUCCCGCUUUACCUCGACGUCCACUCUCUGUUAUCGCACCCGGGCCCUUCCUUCAUGUUGGGUCCACACCCUCUCGAUUUGCGUGUGCGACCCCUCCUGGGGGUCUCUGCCGACACUCGCACUCCCUGGUUGGUGUCUGCUGAUUGUGCCCCGCGAACUGGCCUUCUGUGUGCGGGUGUCACCACUCAGCCCCCUCACUUUCCUGGCCCAGCUCCAGGGGCAGGGAAGCGAGCCUCAUGCAAGUCCCCUGGCUGUGCGUGCAGCCUGUUGAAUGGUCGUUACUGUGACACCGUAACGGACAGUUUGCAUAUUGCCUCUUUAUUAUGUAGAUGGCCUCUUUGACACUUGACAGAUGACAUUCCACUUUAAAAGUUUUGAAUUUGAGGGACCCAGCUAGAGGCAAGAUGGCAGGCUCAUGGUGAGCAGAUGUCAAGGGAUGAAAAUAGGUAUGCCUACAAGCAAAUUUUAAAAGCAUUUUCUCUUCAAAUCUUUUUCCAUACCACCUGAUAAGCAUCUUGAUUCACCAUGGCGGUAUCAGCAGUGAAAUGGGCAAUAUCAAACAGAACUAUUUUGGAACAUUUAUUUCCAAUCCAGAAUGGAGCUUUAUACUGUGUCUGUCAUAAAUCCUCAUACUCUCCUCUUCUAGAUGACUAUAAUUGCAAAGUAGAACUUGCUUUGACAUCUGGUGGCAGGACAAUAGUUUGCUACCAUCCUUCUGUGGAUAUUCUAUAUGAACACACCAAGCCUAUCCCUCAGCCAGAUCCUGUGUAUAAUUAUGAAGAAACACAGGAUCAAAUACAGAAAACCAGAUUAGAAGAAAAAGAUGAACACUUUGAGCAAGGACUCACGAUAGAACAACUUAGCAAAAUGUUCUUUACUACUAAGCACCAUUGGUAUCCUUAGGGACAGUAUACACGUCGUAGGAAACUGAAUCUUCCAAAAGACAUGAUAUUGAGGUUUUCAGUAAAACGCUGUCCUGUUCUCAUUUGCCAUUUGAGAAAAUGCAAUCAGGUAUAUUCACUACUAUGUAAUAUAGUAAAAUAAUAAUAAAAUGUCUUUAUCUAAAAAAAAAAAAGUUUUGAAUUUGAGAGGCACACCUCUGUCUCCUAGAAUCAUCAGGUUCACCCACUUGGCUUGGUUCCCUAUCCCCACUGGCCAUGCUGGCCUUUUUUAGUUCAUGGGUCUUGUUCUUUUCACCAGGUUAUCACACUAUUCUUAUUUUUAUUUUAUUGUUUUCAGAGAGGAAGGGAGAGGGAGAGAGAGAGAAAUAUCAAUGAUAAGAGAAUCAUUGUUCGGCUGCCUCCUACAUGCCCCACAGUGGGGCUCAAGCCCGUAACCCAGACAUGUGCCCUGAUCAGGAAUCAAACCGUGACCUCUUGGUUCAUAGGUGGACCCUCUACCACUGAGCCACACCACCUGGGCUGGUUAUCACACUCUUGAUCCUUCCAUUGUGUAGGCCCUGGAGGAGCAGCUUCUCUGCCUCUGGCCUUUGUCCACAGGGCUGGAUUUUUCCAUGGUUCAGUGAGGGUGGGGCAUCUUAGAGGUUAGGGCAAGCCUCCUGCAACAGUGACUCUGGUUAUUAGAUGCCAGUGUCACAGCUCCCUUUCCUGUGAACUUAGCAAACUGCCUCUGAAACAGGGAUGGACCACAAUAAGAGCGCUCAGUAAGAAUGCAUCCUGACUUUCAAGUAACCUCAGAGGUUUUGGGUGGAUAUGCCUUCCUUUAGUUUCUUCCUGUCAUGGCUGGGGCUUUUUCUACACUGAGCCCUUCAAGCUGCCUAGCCAGCAGCUGUGAGGGAAUUGAAUAUUUAAUCACCACAUGGCCCUUUCUAUAGCUAAGAGCUCACAGGAGCUCUGUUGGAUGGUCUUCUGGUCUCUUCUCACUGUAGCCUAGACCAGGUUUCUUGAAGACAUGUUUGUGGAAGUCCUAUGUGGCCUAAGGUUGAGCUAUGAGGAGCCAACUGCUUUUUGUUCUCUGGGCUUCAAUGCUUUCCUGUUUUAUAUAGCUAAUGCAUUGCCAGUGGGUCUCCAUUGUAAUCCUCUCUUCUUCUGUUUCUUUGGCUCAAAAAAUACUCUUCUGCUUUCCUAGGCCGACUCAAAGACCCUGCUUCGUUAGAUGUUUGGUAUUUUUCAGUCUUUAGUUCUUCAACUCUUCCAAGAAAGCUUAAGGAGCCCUAGCCAGUUUCACUCAGAGGUUAGAGCAUUAGCCCACAGACUGAAGGGUUCUGUCUUCCAUUCUGGGCAAGGAUAUGUACCUCAGUUACAGGCUCAAUCCCAAGAGCUGGUCAGGGCGGAGGUAACCAACUGAUGUGUCUCUCACAUUGAUGUUUCUGUCCCCCUUCCUUCCACUCUCUAAAAAUUAAUGGGAAAAAUAUCUUCAGGUGAGGAUUAACAUACACACAGAGAAAGCUUGAGGAGGAGCAUGUACCACUUUCCUGUUCACCAUUUCAGGUACCUCGGGGUUGAAUGUUAAAAACCCUGAGUCAAAGUCCCCACAACUUAUCUUUAUUCCCUGAUUCACAGAUUAGAUGUAAAAGUGUGGAAUAAAGACAAGGCAAGUCUGCUUUUUUGGCUGAGCCUCUGAAAUAUACAGUUCUACCCAACAAAUCAGUGCAAAUAAUGGUAGUAAAAAACCCAAAGCAACAUUCAUAUAUGGGUGCAAAUGUAUUACUUCCUACAUCUGUAUGUGCAUGUUUUUAAGACACCAAAAGAGAAAACUAUAGGCUUGAUCCUCUUUUAACCAUGUGGUUAAGUGACAGAUGUGGGCUUUAGAGUCAGGAUUGGGCUUGAAUCCAACUCUACCUGUCACUUUGGGGAAAAUUACUUCUCUAAGCUCAGUUUUCUUUCUUUUCUAUAAAAACUAGAGGCCUGAUGCACGAAAUUCAUGCAAGAGUAGGUCUUUCUUUCCCCUGGCUGCCGGCACCGGCUUCCCUCUGGCACCUGGGACCCAGCU